Molecule: messenger RNA, 3769 nt
Organism: Melanotaenia boesemani (Boeseman's rainbowfish)
Lineage: Eukaryota; Metazoa; Chordata; Actinopteri; Atheriniformes; Melanotaeniidae
Gene: itpka
Product: inositol-trisphosphate 3-kinase A
Exons: 7
Coding region: 234-1607 (457 amino acids)
Biological process (GO): inositol phosphate biosynthetic process
Cellular component (GO): nucleus; cytoplasm
Molecular function (GO): inositol tetrakisphosphate kinase activity; inositol-1,4,5-trisphosphate 3-kinase activity
Source: RefSeq, a predicted model, not a curated record
AUCUCAAGCCACGCCACCACUAAAGAGGGGUUCCCCUUACGGACAGCAGGCAAAGAGCGCAGAGGCUGGCAGAGGCUUUAUAAGCAUUAAAGCUUGGAUAAUAAACAACAGGGAAGUGCCGCAGAAAGUCACGCUGCGCUGCGUUUGAACUUUCUGGAAGUGAAAUGACCAGAUUUGGAGGCUGAAGUGAAGCGGCUCUGUUCCUCAUAGUGCGCCCCUACGACUCCCUCUUAAUGCCCAAAGAGUACAGAAGAAGGUCCUCCAAAGAUUUCGUAUUCUUUCCAACUGGAGUAAACGACGAGGCACGUUUAGAGCGAAGAGCAGCGGGGAAGCCUUCCCAAAUUUGCGAUGAGCUCAUACAGAAAGCUGCUCAGGUCGCCCCGUCGUCCGGAGCACCGGCUGUGAUGGAUGCGCCGCAGGUACCGCAGGUCACCAUCACCCCGGAGGGAAGCGGCUCCGCUCGAGAGAUUCAGGAGGAGGACUGGGAUGAUGCAGUGGACAGCACUUUGCGCAGAAAACUGUCCAACUCUUCCAUCUCAUCUACAGGAUCCUCUGUUCUGGAGUCCGAGGAUGACUUACUGAGUGACAACGAGAGCAAAAGCAAAGGCAUCAUUACUUUGGAGCCUCUGAUUGAUCCUGGAGAGAGCAAGUCUUGGUGGAAGCUAAAGACGUACAUCCGGUGGCCCUUCAAUGCUACUCACAGGAAAAAGCUGAGCUGGGUUCAGCUAGCCGGACAUAAAGGCAACUUCAAAGCUGCAGGUGAGGGUACCAUUCUGAAAAAGUACUCCGAGAAUGAGAAGGAGUGUUUUGAGAAGCUGAAGGAUGACACGUUGCUCCAUUUUGUUCCUGAAUACCACGGCGUUGUGGAAAAGGACGGAGAGUUUUUCCUGCACAUGACCGACCUGCUGACAAAUUUUAACCAUCCUAAUGUGAUGGACUGCAAGAUGGGAGUGAGGACAUACCUGGAGGAGGAACUUGUGCGAGCGAGGGAGCGACCCAAACCGAGGGAGGAUUUAUACAAGAAAAUGGUGGAGGUGGAUAGUAAUGGCCCGACUCCUCAGGAGCAUUCCCAACGGGGUGUCACUAAGCCUCGCUACAUGCAGUGGAGGGAGACCAUGAGCUCCACCAACACCCUGGGCUUCAGGAUAGAAGGAAUCAAGAAACAUGAUGGUACAUGUCGAACGGAUUUCAAGAAAACCAGAUCGAAGCAGGAUGUCAUCAAGGUGUUCAAGGACUUUGUAGGAGGGGAUGUCAACAUCACAAUGUCGUAUUUGAACAGGCUGGCAGAGAUCCGGCAAGCCCUGAAGACGUCUUACUUCUUCCAGCGACAUGAGGUCAUUGGCAGUUCUCUCCUCUUUAUCCAUGACGACACUGGCAAAGCAGAGAUCUGGAUUAUUGAUUUUGGCAAGACCACAGCCUUACCAGAAGGCCAGACAUUAAAACAUGAUAUUCCCUGGCAGGAGGGCAACCGUGAGGAUGGUUACCUGUGGGGGUUGGAAAAUCUCUACCACACGCUGGAGUCUGUAAGCAAUGAAGAGCCUAACAAAGAAACCUGUUGCUCAGUUACCAAUGAAAACAGCCAAACAACAGAAACAUUUGACCAGUAACCAGUUGUUUUAAUGGACUUCACAGAGUUUUAUAUACUUUGGUUUGCUUUAGGUGAACUGUAAGUACAGAAAUGCAACUACAACAGAUGUUUUCUUUAAACAAAUGUCACAUCAGGUGCAUCCACUGACAUGAACAGAAAUGGCAUAAUGGACCCUGAACUGAGAGAAGCAGAGAAUUUCAAACAAAUAACUGAACGAUUGAGCAAAUGCACUGACACUAAUUCAACUUCCUACAAAGCAACAGAAGUGAAAGUGGGGGGAUUCUGCAUUUCAGUUUCAGAGGCAAGGAGUUAAAUGUGCAGAAAAUGCUCAGAACUGAAUCAUAAGAUCAGUGUGCACAAGUUUACAACUCAGGUUGCAUAUACCAUCUACUGCAACUAUCAGCUUUGAUGAGAAAUUAAACUGUUCAGGAAGAAACUGACUGACAGACCUCACAGUUGUAUAACUACAGCGUUAACACAUUACCCAUGAUAGCACUGCACACUGCAUUAUGAUCAGACUACAUUAUGUGUGCCCCUGUUUUGGAGUACCAUAUUUUACUGUUUAUCAAAUUACUUGCUUUUUAUUGAUUUAAUCUUGUAAUCAAACUUGUAAUUACUACUGCAAUACUUAAUGCUGCACUGUUCGUCAUACCACAUAUAGUGUGGGUUAUUAUAAAAGCUCAGAUAUGAUCUAUGUUGUUAAUCAUUAAAUGAAUCAACAUGUGCAUGAAGUCUAAAUGAGAAGAUUCAGUUUCUUUUGUGUUUGCACAGUUAAACACUAUUUUGAUCCUGUACACGUUGCUCAGGACUCUCUUUUACAUUUAAUGUCACUGAAGCGAAAGUGAGCAAACACACACCAAUUAGAUGAUGUUAUGACCCGGCUUGGCUAGGGAAGGAGGAAGUAACAAAAGAAUAAUGCCCAUAUGUAAGGUAGAGUAAUAAGGUAUUUAUUUUCCCACGUGGCAGGUGGAACGUAAAAUGACAGAAACAAACUGGAGGGAUAGGCGGGUGGUGCUGCUCAAAUCAAACAAACUAAUAAAACAGAACAGACUUCAUAAGGGGAAAACAACAGCCAGCCUAACUAAGGUUCAAAUCAAAACAAAUAAAAACCUAACUGGCUGCACUGAAUCCAAAACUAACCAAACACAACAGAAGCAGCACUGAUAACUUGCAAUAAACAAAAACUACUCUGAAAGUAGACAGGUCUAACUGACCCACUCUCCAAACAAUUAACAAUUACAAUGAUCUUACAAAACUCAAGCAAAAAGCCUUAAAGGCGCAACACUAGACCAAAGAGGUCAGACACAAUUCAAUAACAUUCUACAAAGCACAGCCAAAUGAGCAAGAGUCUUUACCAAGAGAGCAAAAUGUCUAACAACACAGCUGCUGGAAGGGGGCCUGAGCAGCAGCAGCGAUUGGUCCAGAAGGCAAUGAACCAGGGAGCAGGUGAGGAAGGUGUGGUGAUGUGGAGCCAAUCCCAGCCAGGCGAUGAUGACUUACAUACAUACAAGAUGGAUUAAGUAGUUCAACAGAUGAUAGUCACAACAGAAGAAUAAAUAUUGAUUUAUCUGGGGAAAGUGUAAAUGGAAGAGUGAAAGAAUAUGAAGUGUUUUGGAUGUUUUGCACUUUAAGCUCAGUUUGGAUGAAAAUAUAGAAAAAGAUUUUACGCCAAUGUGAAAGAAUAUUCAGUAAACCUAUUGAACUCAAACAUAUAUGUUUUUUGUUUUACCUUAUAAUAAAAUAAACCAUUUACUUGUUUAGGUUCAACAAAAAGUCACAUGAGUGAUGUCAAAACAUAAAUACUCAGUAGAAACAUCCACUUAAUGCAUUUUUAAUGCAUCUGUGUUGUAUUUCAAAACUGAAUACCUCCUCCUGCUGGGGAAACACAGGUAUUUUUACCACUGCACCUGUAUAUGCAGAGUAACUAUUUGUAAUGGCAGAGAUCAACCAUGGAUUCAACAUUAGCAAAAACAAAAGAAGAAAAAUCAAACAAAAAAAUUAUGUGCAGAGGUUUACUCCAGUGAACAGUGUCAGGACUAAAUUCUCUUCACUUAGACAUUCAUAAAACCACCUACUGGCUAAGUACAUUUUACUGGGACUCAUGGCAAGAAAGGUAAUUCAAAGUAUUUUACUAGUUAAUCAGUAGUUUCUGAUCAAACACCGUUUCUUUUGCAAGAAAAA